AUGCGCUUCCCCCCCCUCCUGGCCAUCGCGGCCCUCGCCGCCACCGCCACCGCCCUCGCCGACGCCGCCGCCCUCGUCGCCCAGAUCAAGGCCCUCAAGGCCCAGACGGCGGACCUCGGCGCCGCCGUCGCCUCCUGGGACGGCGGCCCCUUGUCCGCCCUCCCCAUCACCGCCGACGCCGCCGCGCUGCUGCAGCGCACCAGGGCCGCCGCCCGGCUCGCCAACCAGUCCGCCCGCCUGGCCGGCAACCAGGCCCUCGCCGCCGCCCUCGCCGCCGCCCAGCUCUGCCAGGCCGUCCCGCCCGCCCUGCAGGCCAUGGUGGACGCCAAGCCCAAGUUCGACGGCCUCGUCUUCUUGUCGCCCGUCGUGCUGGGCGACCUCGAGAUGCAGCGCGACGCGUCGCGCGACCUUGGCCAAGCCCUCGUCGCCAAGCUGCCGGCCAGCUGGGCCGCGGUGGCCAAGUCCCUGGUCAAGGGGGUGGACGAUGCGUUUGCGGCGGCCAUUGACAAGUACAGCGUGUUUGCGGUUUGA
This is a messenger RNA of Ustilaginoidea virens, 531 nucleotides long. RefSeq lists its product as uncharacterized. The transcript has a single exon. The coding region runs from base 1 to 531 and encodes 176 amino acids. Gene Ontology annotation, cellular component: extracellular region. NCBI's taxonomy places the organism in Eukaryota, Fungi, Ascomycota, Sordariomycetes, Hypocreales, Clavicipitaceae. The record is from RefSeq and is a predicted model, not a curated record.